CAAAUAACAAAUGCUCAAUGUAAUAUUCAUAAACGGCAGCAUACAGUAGAGGCGUGAUGACGUAUGACGUGAGGCGUGCUGACGUGUCCACCGCCUCCGCACCUCACAGGUGAAUGCAAUUUAAAGUUAAUGAGGCCGCCUCGCGCUCUCACCAGAGGAAGAAGAUAACUUUCCGAAGAGAGCCACCGUCACCCGUCGGCUUCAAGUGUAAAAAAAAUAAAAAAAAAUACAACAAAAAUAAUACACGAUGAGUGAGUCAGAACAGAAACAAGAGGCUGGAGAGGUGUCUGGGCCUCAGUGGCCUGAGAACGGAGGGGAGUGGAGUGAUGGAGAGGAUGGGACCAACAUGGACUGUGGGCUCCUGCAGGCCAUGGCCGAGGAGGACGAGGAGAUCAAUGUGCACAACGAGGAGACGUUUGGAACCGAUCUCGAUGCACAAGGAACCACAGAGGAUCCCAGCAGCGGCCUCCUUCAGUUUGUAGAGCCGCCGCCGCCACCGCCUGCCCCACCAACACCACCAUUACCAGAUCCCAAACCUCCAUCUCGCCACAGCUCCCCCUCCCCUCCGAGACAGAAACCACAGUGUCUGCCCCGGACUCCCCUUAGGCAGCGUGGAAGAGGUAGGGGGUACAGGGGAGGGCUGGACAGGGGGCAGAUGUUUGAAGACCCCGCAGUGAUGAGGAUUGUGGAGGGGCGUCCAAACCUCAAGACUCUCGACAGUGCCAUAGUGGACUGUGGGAACACCGUGUGCCAUGAGCCCUUUGAGGAAGAUUGGAUGGCACCCUCUUACAGCAAAACCAGACGGAUCUCAGGAUCACUACUUCAGGACAGUGCUAUAGUUUGUGUGAUUGAUGGUCACAGAGGCAGAGGUCAGCACCUGACCUCCAACGUCCUGGAUUUGCCAUAUCCAGUCUCUUCCUUCAGGGGCAGCAGAGGGGAACCCAGAGGAAGCUACGCCAGGAGACAGUUUGGCCAAAGAGGCCCCUCUCAGAUGCAUUCACCAAUAAUAACAGGAUCACCCAUCUUCUCACGUCAACCUUUGACCCCACGGCAGCUUUACAAUCAGCCUGGGAGAUUCAUGUUUCCUUCGAGCCGCCCUUGCCCCUCCACUCCUCAGUCUCUGACUCCUAAGAUGAUGCAACUUCGCUUUGGUGCCAACUCGCCACGACCGUCCCCCUUUUACAGCCCCUCGUCUAAUCCAGUGCAGCACUUCAGGUACCCAGGUCCGGUCACCCAGCUCCACCCCCAACACAAACGAUUACUCAGUCAAAAACAAGGUGCAUUUCAAAGAAAGUUUGAUGGCUGGGAUCCUUAUUGUAAUCUCAUGACGACCAAAGAGAGAGAGUGGAUCACCAGGCUGCAGAUGAUUCAGCUGCAAAGUGAGAAUCCGUACCUUGAGGACUACUACUACCAGGAGUAUUAUCGACGAAUAGAGGCCAAGAUGGCUGAGGAGGAGCUUGGCAUCAGAGGCAAGAGGGAGCCGCCCAAGCUCACCACGCCGUACAUCACAAAGACUGACUCCUACGCACCAGUGGUCCACAUCGAAGGCUCUUUGGGUCAAGUUGCUGUGUCAACAUGUUACUCUCCUCGCCGUGCCAUCGGUGCAGUUCAUGCAGUCCAAGCUCAGGGUCCACUUGAGGAACAAAAGGACAUGAGACAACAGCGGUUGGAGGUCCUCAGCAAAAUAGAAAAGUUGUUCAUAGCCCUGUUGGAAGUGGAGGAGACGGCGAGGAUGAAAACCCCCGUCUUGUCUGAAGCAGAAGAACGACGUCUCGGGGAGAAAACCCAGUGGAAGGUGGAGAACAUCUACUCCCAGCUGCAAGACCACAACCCUGCAGAUUCAGGAGGGGAGUUUCUUCCUUUCCUGCUGGUCUCAAAAGGCAAAAGGCUCCUUGCCCGUUUGCUCCCAUUCCUAAAACAGGAUUCUGCACUGAAAAUCUUGCGUAUUGUGACAUCUAACUUACCGACGCUGAUGAGCAGAGAUGCAGAAGAGGCUCUUCCAGUGCUCUACCCAGCCCUCAGAAAUGUGAUUGGAGGACUGAGCUUCAGUCAGCUCAUUAAGGUCCUCAAAGAUCUAAUAACAUCUGAGCCUCUAUCGACAUACGAGAGUCUAACAGUGACAUGUCAGAACAAGUUUGGACUGUCUUUACUGUAUGCUCUCCUCUCCCAAGGAGAGAAGCUGCUGUCUUCAGGUGUUCGUCUGGAGCCCAGCAUCGGUGACUUUGAGACCUGGACUGACACCAUAUUCCAGGUGGCGGGCCAGCUAUCCCAGUGUUCACUGGUAGAGCCGCUCAUUCUGCCCUCAAACCUCCUCACUCUCUUCUGCCGUUACCUGGACAAGCGUACUGUGCAUCAGCUGAAAAGCAAUAUUGAGUCUGCAACCGGAUUCGUGGCUCUUCCAUCUUAAAUUGGACAGAAGUUAAUGAGAUGUUCAGCUAAUGACCAGGUUGUAGUGAGCACUAGAGUGAAAGGAGCAGAGGCGCAGCCCGUGCAUUAACUCCUCAGUGUUCUUUAUAACAGAAGCUAUGUCCUCUGAACUGUAUUCAAAAUACUUUGAUUCUUAUUCCUUUCCCCUUCCUCCCUCAUCCCUUCACAUUUUGCACUGUCGAACUGUUUCCCUUUUUAUUUAAUUCAUCUGAUUAUUUUACUUUCCUCCCCCUGGUCUCCAGUGGGUUACAUCAUGCAAGUUACAACUAAAAUUACAAACGUUAUUUUUUUUUUUUUAAACUUCAAGUGUUGAUCAUUUCAUGAGAUCAGCAUGUAAUGUAUCUGGUAACAUUACAUUAACUAGCGAAUGGAGCUGAUUAAUGUCUGGCUCUUAUCCAACUACUGUACCUGAAUUUAUUUCUGAAAGUAUCUAACAGCCAGUUACAUUUAGGACAAGGAGUCUGAAAUAUAUGUGCUGGUUCAGAUAUUUGUAAAAGUUAUUUGCCUUAAACUAAAAAAACUAAGAGCACAUUCAAAAUAAAUAUUUUGCAAUGUAGCUUACCUGGAUUAUUGCAUCAGUUAUAAGUUUUGAGUAACUACACCCAAAAAAUAGUAAUCUAUUUAUUACUGAUCUCGGAUAGAAUAAAACAAAACUACUCAUUUUGUUAGUUAAGUGGUAAAUCCCUUGUUGGUUUAAAUACCUAACUUGUUUUUUUGUUUCUUUUUAGCAUUCUGUGAUAACAACCUAUGCAUGUUGUGGAACGCACAAGUUUCACAAUGGUGACCAGUUUGAGGAUUGUAUAAUAUGAUUGUACAUCUGAACCUAUACGUUCAUUAUAAUAACCAUAAAAGGAAGUUGUCAUGGCAUGGGCAGUAUACAUAAUCCAUGCAAUUUGUUUUUUGGAAAAAAAAAGAGCAUGCAUUGUGUAUACAUGUUUAGCGAUAGUAAAUAUGAUGUAUAUGAUGUAAUUUUCCAUCUUAGAUGUUUAAAGUUGUAAAGAGAUUUUUAUUUAUUGUAUUCAUUUGGAAACAGGAAUAAUUUAAAUUGCACCAUUGUAGAGCACUUGCAAUAUAAAUAAAAAAAAAACUUUAAAAAUG
Messenger RNA from Scophthalmus maximus (turbot), 3525 nucleotides. It is a transcript of the gene patl2, whose product is annotated as PAT1 homolog 2. Lineage: Eukaryota; Metazoa; Chordata; Actinopteri; Pleuronectiformes; Scophthalmidae. The record is from RefSeq and is a predicted model, not a curated record. Gene Ontology annotation, cellular component: P-body. The transcript is spliced from 19 exons. Gene Ontology annotation, biological process: deadenylation-dependent decapping of nuclear-transcribed mRNA; P-body assembly. Gene Ontology annotation, molecular function: RNA binding. The coding region runs from base 248 to 2407 and encodes 719 amino acids.